CUGUGGUCGUAAAUAAUAUCACAUGCCUGUAAUGCACUUUCUGAACAUUUUCGAAAGCACAUGCUUUAGUCUUUAGAGUACAUUUUUUUAUAUCGGCCUGAUUCGGACGGAUACAGCUCUCCUUUAAAAAUCCUUAACAUAAUGCAAGUUGGCUGCUCUCUCGUGUAUUUCCUCUUCCAGUGGUUUAUGCUUCCGGUUGCGACGACGGGUAUGGAAAAGAGCCAAAACCAUGACCUUUUCAUCUACAUGCGACAGAACGGCCCGUACUAUGCGGUUCGGCCGGAUCGGCGACUGCAUUAUGAGGUCGAGUCAGUGCGGCGAGGAGAUCCCAGCCGGUCCUCCAUCUAUCGCUUCCCACUGGCGAAUAUUGGCCAGAAAUUCCCAGGAGUCGGUUAUCCUGAAUAUUACACUCGUAAAAGCAUGUACAGAGCUGGCCGUCCUGGGCAAGGACACCUACCAGUGUUAGGAUAUCGUGCAACGGGCGGAAUCAGUCUGCAACAGCCGCUGUACGGAUCACUUUACGGGGAUACGGUGUACGAUGGGCCAAUGCAUCAUCCACUUCCCGAGUCAACCAGUACCACAACGGUUGCUAGUACUACACAAUUUGGCAACCAAACAUCCGAUGCACCCCCGUCUUGUCCCCCAAACAGCGAGCCGGGAUGCUUCCCAAUACGAGCGUGGUGUGAUCCGCGCUUUGAUCGCUGUCCGAACGUGCCGGGUGCACAGUGCGUGGUCGACUGUGAUAACUGCGGCAGAUGGUGGUAUCUUAACGGACAGGACGUUACCCGCUGGUGCCGCACUCGGUCCGGAUAACCGUCUGUUCGCCCAACGUUUUCAUGCUCCUGUCUCUCGUCUGCAGCCGAGAAUUAUUUGUAUGAUAUAGCUGCACGAUCUGCUCGUUGUUAAAAAACAUACGAAACGCUGAACGAGAAAACGGUGAACUAAAGGCGUACAUGGUACAGACUGUACAGAUAGAUACAUAUGUAACUGCAGUAUCUUUUUUUGUAAGUGGAACUAUACAGUAGUAAUUAACAGUAAAACGUUCUCGCUGUCUG
This is a messenger RNA of Paramacrobiotus metropolitanus, 1055 nucleotides long. RefSeq lists its product as uncharacterized. NCBI's taxonomy places the organism in Eukaryota, Metazoa, Tardigrada, Eutardigrada, Parachela, Macrobiotidae. The coding region runs from base 142 to 813 and encodes 223 amino acids. The record is from RefSeq and is a predicted model, not a curated record. The transcript has 3 exons.